AUGAGGCCCACCAAUAGAUUAUAUAGAGGAGCCUUUAACUCAGAGUUAAAGAAGAUUGAAGAGAUGGAUGAAAUAAUAGAAUACUACCUUCAAAUAUUUGCCAUAACAUUUACUAUUGGCUUAUUAACCAGAGCAUAUUUUAAUUACAAAACAAAAUAUUUCUCCCAAAAAGGAUUAUAUACUUAUGCAUCAUUUCCCAUUGUUGGUUCUUUAGGACCUGUUUUUUUCAAAAAAUAUUCAUUUCCUGUUUUUUGUCAAAUGAUGUACAAUGAUCUUAAACAUUUCAAAAUUGCGGGAUUUUAUGAUGCUACCAAACCAGCAUAUUUUAUCUCUGACCCAGAUAUGUUGAGAAAUAUUUUAGUCAAAGAUUUUGAUCAUUUUGUGGACAGAUUUCAUGCAAUCCCAACAGAUGCAGAAAGCUUUUUUGGCAAAAAUCUUCUGUCUUUGAAAGGCUUGCAAUGGCAUGGUGUAAGAACUGCAUUGAGCCCUGCUUUUACAGCCAGCAAGAUGAAAAAUAUGUUUGUUCUUAUGACUGAAAUUGCAGACCAGUUAGUUGAAUUCUUACAUCACUCAUGUAGAAAUCGUAAAGAAACUGUUGGUGGGAUUUUCUCUCUUGAAAUGAAAGAUCUUUGGACAAAAUUUGCAGCAGAUGUGAUUGGCACUACAGCAUAUGGAGUUAAAAUUAAUUCACUUCAGAAUCCUAACAAUGAAUUUCUUGCAUGUGGGAAAGCUAUGACAAAUAUUACUGUUCUUAGAGCAGCCCGAUUCUUCGGGUAUGCUUGUUUCCCAAAAUUAAUGAAGGUUAAGUUUCUUCUCAUAUUAAGUUCUGAAAACUUGUCAUGAUGUUUAUUAAUUUUAAUCCUUUGGCAAUUAGUUAAAUAAAAUACCUCUUCACUAAUUUAUAGUGCUAAUUUUUAAUUGCCAAAAUUUAACAUAAAUUUUUUUGGUAUUUUAACUUUAUGUAUUUUGAACUCUUUAUUUUUAUUUAGGUACAUAUUUUUUAUAAACUAAGUAUUCAUUAAUUUUUUAGUAUUAAGUUGAUAGUUUUAUAAGGUUGUAGAUUAUUAAUGAUUUCUGCAGGAAAGUCUGUUGUGGAAGUUCUGGAGGGAGCCUAUUAAAAUAAAACUUUUAACAGUGUGUCGAAUUUCUGCCUAUUUAAGUAAAUAUAAAGAAUGAAUCUAGAAAUUGCACCUUGAACUUUGGUGCACAGUUCCAAUUAUGUUUCUGCUUUCCAUUUCAAAACAAAAUAAAAUCAUGAUCCUUACUUAUAAAUAAUAAAUAAAUUUGUAAAAUUGGUGUGAAGAUAGAAGGCUUAAGAAAAAAAUAGGAAAUAAAGAUAAAAGAAGAAUUCAUAGAAACAGCUUUUAAAAGUAAAUUUUUUUGCUUACUUCAUUCAGACUUGUUUUUGUUUUGUAUUGUGGGGAAUAAAUUGAUCCAAGGCAUUAAAUAAAGUAUCUCUAAUUCCUCUAAAUAAAACUGUAAUGUCAUUGUACAGAUGCUGCGUAUAUCACUUUUGGAUGCAAAGGCAGAGAAGUACUUUUCGUCCCUUAUCAGAGAAACAAUAAAAGUAAGAGAAGAGCAUAAUAUAGUUCGUCCUGAUAUGAUACAUUUGCUCAUGCAAGCAAAAAAAGGGAACUUAAAAGUGGACCCUCAUGAAGAAGACCAGUAUCACUUCCAGAGAAAAAGUGCAGCACUUGAUAUUUCAGAUGACCUCAUUAUUGGACAAGCAGUUAUAUUCUUCUUUGCUGGCUUUGACACAAUCUCUUCAGUGCUUAGUUUUGUUUGCUAUUACUUAGCAAUGAAUGUCGAUGUUCAGAAAAAAUUACAGGAAGAAAUACGUUCUCAGAUAGGAGAAGAUGCUAAGAAACUAACUUAUGAAGAUAUUCAAAAAAUGAAGUAUUUACACAUGGUUAUAUCAGAGACAUUACGAUCAAUUGGUGCCCCACAAAUGGAUCGUGAAUGUGUGAAAGACUACAUAGUACCUGCCACAGAUAGUAGUCCAGAAGUUCAUAUUAAGAAGGGUGAAGGGCUAUGGUUUUCAAUGUAUGGCCUUCAUCACGACCCGGAAUAUUUCCCAAACCCAGAAAAGUUUGAUCCUGAGAGAUUUAAUGAAGAAAAUAUUCAUAACAUUAAGCCAUUUACAUACAUGCCUUUUGGAAUGGGUCCACGAAAUUGCAUAGGUAUGCGCUUUGCUCUGAUGGAAGCAAAAAUAGCUCUCAUAUACCUUUUAGCCAAUUUUGAUAUAUGUAGAGUUGAAAAAACCCCAGAGAAAGUUGUAUUUGAAAAAUCAUUUAACCUUGCUAUUGAAGGUGGAUUUUGGGUAGGUCUUACCCCAAGAAAAACGAUUGAAAUAGAAAAAUAAAGAUGAAAAAUAUAUUUAGACAUUAUAUGCAUUUCAUUCUGUAAAUAAAAUGGUUGUUUUUUUUGUCAUUAUUGAAUAGCAAAUAUGCAGAAAAAUUUAAAAAUUUGUUUUUGAAAUCAAUUAAACAAUUCUGAAGUCUUAAAAUUAUAAGUAAAAAUAAAAUUGGAACAAUUCUUUUCUUUUGUCAAAUGUAUAUUAAACAUGCGUCAAGAAGGCUGACUGCCGGUGUGCUUACUUUCCAUACACAAGGGCCUAGUGCAAAUCUCGUUGGGUGCUAGAGAAAUUUUUAGCUUUUGCAAAAAUACAACCUUCUUUGUGGAUGGAGAAAUAGGGUGUUGGAAGUGAUGGUGGGUAAUGGCAUUUGUAAAAGAUAUUAUUAUUAGUGCUUCAGUACUUUGUGACUUGGUGAGAAAAGUGAUGACCAACCACUUCACUUACUCUAAAUUGCAUAGUACGCCUCAUGAGUUCUACUCUAUGGGAAUAUUUCGAAGAUCCAACCAGUCCUUAGUCUGAAGACAGUGGAAAAUAUGGUAAUUUUCAAGAAGGUGUUCUUUUUAUUAUAAAUAACUGAUCAUGAUGUAUGUAUAAUAUGUUAUACAUAAUAUAAAUAAUAUAUAAUAUGUAAUAUAAAUGUAUAUUCAAUGUUUAUACUGAAAUAUUUGCUUAUUUAAUAGAAAAUUAUUCCAAAAAAGGGUUUAAAAUUUAAAUGAUCUCUUUUGCAAGAAUAAUCAUUUAAAACCUGAGGUCUGGGUUGAUUGUCUUUUCCUUUUUAUAUAAAUUGAAAUUUGAGAGACAUAUUAAUUUUUGAAAUAAUUCCUAUUUAAAUCCUUCAUUAAAUUUCUAUUUUGUAGAAAUCUGUAUAAAAGUAAAUUGUAUACUUUUAAGAGAAAUGUUUUAAUGCAUAUUGUUUUAAAGAAUACUGAUGAUAUUACAUAUAAUUAUUAUACCAGUAACUACAAUACUCUAUAACGUUUAUGAUCAGGGUUCAGAUUCUGAUGACCUGACAUCUUUUCAUUGGUACAUUCUAGAAGUAACUAACUGGUAACUGAAUAUUUAUCAUGACAUAUAGCUGAUAGAAAUGUACAGUUAUUGGGUCAUUUUUGACAUUUUUUGCCAUUUUGCAAUGUUUAGGUCAUUUUUUUUACCUUUACAUCAUUUUUACACAUUUUGUUUCCUUUUUGUGUUUUUUGUGAGUGAAUUUUUCGUGAAUUUUUAAUGACACACUAAAAAAAGGUUUCGUUGUAUCAUUAGUUUAUGUUGAAAUUCACUAUUGCAAUAGUCUCUGUUUCUCAAACUCACAAAAUUACAUAUAUCUUUGGUAACUUUCUCGACCUUUCAAAACAACUGUUGGAAGAUUAGAGCUAAUGAUUACAUUUCCUUCUAAAGUGAAGACUUUAUGUUAACAAUAAUUUUAUAUAAAUACAUUUUAUUUAAAAUUGUAAAAUUCAUUGAAAAAGUAACCAUUUUCUAGGUCCACAGAAUUCAAACCCUGCUUAUCAUUACAACAGUAUAUUUUGUGAAGAGUAUAAGAAAUAUACAGGGGUGCCUAGAGAAAACAAGGGGCUUGGGGUGCCUAGGGAAAAAUUGGGAGUGCUGAUGUUUUCCCCCAAUACAUAAACAGAAUUCAUCUCUUCAUGCAACAGAAAUAACUUAUAAGAGGUUAAUUUGAAUUAGAAGUGAAAUUUUUGAUGUUUUGAAUGAAAAAAAUUUGGGGCUCCAAUUAAGUCAGAACUGGAGCAAGUGGCCUCACCUGUCCCCUGAAAAUAUGUCAGCUUGUUCUGGGCAUACCUGAAAAUAUGUCUGAGAAUGCAGUGUAAAAUAAUAUAAAAUAACACUUAUUUCUUGCUAAACCUUUAUUGUUGAUUUAUAUCUUUGAAUAUUAAGUACUUGAACGACUAGCCAUAAUAGAAGGUAAUUAUGAGCACACAAUUCUUUACUCACUAAUAUUAAAUAAAGGAAACAUUGUGAAACAAAGCAUUAUGAAAAUCCUAUGCAACCAAAAGCCAUUUUAUUUGAAAUUAAUACAAAAUUAAGAACAAAUUCAUAAGGGAAAGGUUCUUGAGUUUAGUUCAGUUUUGAAUUACGGCAGCAUUGUUAGUGAAUAAAGGAGCCAUCCAUAAAUUACAGAAUGAAAAUGUGAAAUAUUUUGAGUUUCCUCCUCCUAUAAUGCAUCUGACAUGUGCACUUACAUGUACGUUUGUGUAAACACCCCCUAUUUACAGUAAGAAAAUAUAAAUUAUGAAGCAGUAACAAUGAGUUGUAUUAAUUUUAUUUGUGUUAUAUAUCAAAAUUUAUGAUAAUUUGUCAGAAUUAGUUGGUGAUGCUGAAUCACUAAUAAUAAGAUUGGAGACAAUUUUUGAGGGAUGCAGACAAAAACAUUUUUUGCGAGCCAUGCACAUGCUGAUAGUGAAUGACGCAUAGCCAACAAUAUAUUUGAAUUCUAGAAUAUAUC
Molecule: messenger RNA, 4814 nt
Organism: Gryllus bimaculatus (two-spotted cricket)
Lineage: Eukaryota; Metazoa; Arthropoda; Insecta; Orthoptera; Gryllidae
Source: the annotation of a GenBank genome assembly